Messenger RNA from Psylliodes chrysocephalus, 903 nucleotides. The record is from the annotation of a GenBank genome assembly. NCBI's taxonomy places the organism in Eukaryota, Metazoa, Arthropoda, Insecta, Coleoptera, Chrysomelidae.
AUGUCGUUAGCGACUGCGGAACUUCCUACUUUAUACCAGUACUACAGCGGUGAAAGCAUCAAGGAGGGGUUGUCCGAUCAAAGACCAUAUUUUACACUCAAUAAAAAAAAUAUUACAAUCUACAGUGGCGCUUUCCAGUAUUUUAGGGUGCCAAGAGCUUAUUGGCGAGACAGGUUUAGGAAAUUGAAGGCUGCUGGUUUGAAUACUGUCGAAACGUAUGUACCUUGGAACCUACACGAACCUCAAUCAGGCGGUUCAGAUUUUGAAGACUUCUUGCAUCUAGAAGAAUUCUUAAAAACUGCCAAAGAAGAGGACCUAUUCGCAUUAAUUAGACCUGGUCCUUAUAUCUGCGGCGAACUUGAUUUUGGAGGGCUACCAAGCUGGAUCCUUAGAAACACUUCGUCAGUCAGAAACUCACAUGACAAAAACUACAUUAAUUAUGCCAGAAGAUAUUUCAAUGUACUUUUACCGCUUUUAGCGAUGUUUCAAUUUCAGAAGGGUGGUUCGAUCAUCGGAUUACAGAUUGAAAAUGAAUUCGGUGCUGCUUUUAGCUUCGAUACCGAGUAUUUAGAAUUGUUGAAGCAAAUGUUUCUAGACAAUAACAUAAUUGAAUUGCUGUAUACAUCUGAUAAUAUAGGAACGGCUUGGGGACGAGGUACUAUACCUGGGGUUCUACAAAUGGCCAAUAUGAAUUCAAUGCCAAGAAUGGAGUUAGAUUUUUUGAAGAUGGCACAACCUAAUAAACCGGUGAUGGUGAUGGAGUUUUGGACUGGUUGGUACGAUCAUUGGGCUGAUAACCAUAAUACUGGAUCAAACUCUAAGGAUUUUAAAUCAGAGUUGACUGAUAUUUUAGAUUAUCCUUCUUCUGUAAACCUAUAUUUGUUCAUUGGUAAGUUAUCAUAA